AUGCGUUUCGAAGCUCUUUCAACCCUUACCGCCGCAGCUCUUGCAGCAGCAGCACCUGCAACAGCACCAGUCGAAGCUCGUCAAGAAAAAACUGACGUACCAAAUGUUACCGUGAUUGGAACUGGUGGCACUAUUGCAGGUGUUGGAUCUGAAUUCGACACCACUGGCUACGAAGCUGGCGUUAUUCCAAUCAAAACCGUUAUGGAUAGGAUCCCUGAUCUAGACACUCGUGCGAAUGUGUCCGCUAUCCAAUACAGCAACAAAGCCUCUGAGGCAUUUGUUUCUAGCGAUAUGGUUGACAUUGCUAAGCUUACCAACGAUCUCCUUUGCGCACCUGAUUCAGAUCAAGCUGGUGUUGUGAUCACUGAGGGUACCGAUACCGUCGAAGAGACAGCAUUCCUUCUCGAUUCUCUGAUUAACUGCAACAAGCCAGUUAUCGUUACAGCUUCAAUGAGACCAGGUACUGCUGUUAGCUCAGACGGUCAAGGUAACUUAUUAGAAGCCAUCACUUUAGCUGGUUCUGAAAAGGCCAAGGGCAGAGGCGCGAUGGUUGUUUUGAACGACAGAAUUCAAUCAGCAUUCUACACUAGCAAGAUGAACGCCAACAACAUGGACGCUUUCGAUGAGAAGAACGCAGAAAUUGGUGGAUUCCUCAACUACGAGCCAUACUUCUACUACACUCAAGCACAGCCAACGUUCAAGAAGACUUUCAACCUUGAUGAGACACUUAAGAACAACGCCACCUCGCUUCCAAAGGUUGACAUGAUUUAUGGUUCACAAGAUUUUGAUUCAGGUCUCAUCACCGCUGCAGCAUCAUUAGGCUCAGAGGGAAUAGUAAUUCAAGGAGUGGGUGAAGGAUCAAUCCCAUCAUUCGCAGUAGACGCAAUCAACGAGGUGGUUGAUCAAGGAAUACCAGUCGUCGUUUCUGCUAAGCCAAUUUACGGAGCAUCUGUACCAAUGGAAGACGCAUCUUCAGCAUCAUACAUCAAGUCAGGAUACGUGAAAGCAGCACAAGCAAAGGUAUACUUGGAACUCGCAUUAGCCAACGGAUAUAAUAUGGAUCAAAUUAGAGAGUUGUUUGAGGGCGAUUUACGCUCAGCAAUCUUCCACCAAUAA
Molecule: messenger RNA, 1116 nt
Organism: Wallemia ichthyophaga EXF-994
Lineage: Eukaryota; Fungi; Basidiomycota; Wallemiomycetes; Wallemiales; Wallemiaceae
Product: L-asparaginase 2-4
Exons: 2
Coding region: 1-1116 (371 amino acids)
Molecular function (GO): asparaginase activity
Source: RefSeq, a predicted model, not a curated record